CGGACGGGUUGGGGCUGCGGUUGGAGCCGGUGCUGGGCGCUGACUGGUCUCCCCCGCCCGUUCUCUCCCUCUAUUCGGUUCCGUCCGCCCCGCCGGGCUCGGGGGGGCAGACUCUGCCCGCCUCCUGUCCGCGAGGAGCGCGGCGGGAUGGCGGCCGGUGGCUACGGGCGGUACAGGACCACGAUCUUCGCGGCCAUGUUCGUGGGGUACACACUGUACUACUUCAACCGCAAAACCUUCUCGUUCGUCAUGCCCGCUGUCAUGGCCGAGGUGCCGCUGGGGAAGGACGAGCUAGGUCUCAUCACCAGCAGCCAGUCCGCCGCCUACGCCAUCAGCAAGUUCGUCAGUGGCAUCCUCUCUGACCAGAUGAGCGCCCGCUGGCUCUUCUCUUCUGGCCUGCUUAUGGUGGGCCUGGUCAACGUGGUCUUCUCCUGGAGUUCCACUGUCACCGCCUUCGCCGGGCUCUGGUUCCUCAACGGCUUGGCCCAGGGGCUGGGCUGGCCACCCUGCGGGAAGAUCCUACGGAAAUGGUUUGAGCCUUCUCAGUUUGGGACAUGGUGGGCAAUCCUGUCUACGAGCAUGAAUAUGGCUGGAGGCUUAGGCCCCAUUGUUGCUGCUCUCGUGUCUCUGCACUACGACUGGCGCAUGACGCUGUCCUUCUCUGGCUUCAUCUGCGUGGCCGUCUCUUUUGUUUGCCUUGUCCUGAUUAAAAAUGAGCCGUCAGAUGUUGGGCUGCCCAACAUCGAACAAGGAGUCAAGAAAGGGAAGAAAGGUUCCUCCAGUGACAACAGCACUUUGAAAGAGCUGCUGCUUUCGCCCUACCUCUGGGUGCUCUCAACAGGCUAUCUGGUUGUUUUUGGGGUGAAAACAUGCUGUACUGACUGGGGCCAGCUCUUCCUGAUCCAGGAGAGGGGACAGUCCAUGCUCGUGGGUAGUUCCUAUGUGAGUGCCCUGGAGAUCGGGGGUCUGGUGGGAAGCAUUGCUGCUGGAUACCUUUCUGACAGAGAAGUAGCAAGAGUGGGUCUGUCAAGCCAUGGGAAUCCUCGGCAUGCACUGUUGCUCUCCAUGAUGGCCGGGAUGUGUGUGUCCAUGUUCCUCUUCCGUGUGACAGUCACAGGCGAUUCUCCAAAGGAAAAUCACUUCUGGACUGUAGCCUUGCAACCUCUAGCUGAUCUCACAGGCCUAAAAGAAAAUGAGCUGUGGAUCCUGACUUUAGGAGCUGUGUUUGGGUUCUCCUCCUAUGGGCCCAUCGCCCUGUUUGGGGUCAUUGCCAAUGAAAGUGCCCCAUCCAACCUGUGUGGCACCUCCCAUGCCAUUGUGGCCCUCAUGGCCAACGUUGGGGGUUUCCUGGCUGGACUCCCUUUCAGCACCAUUGCUAAGCACUACAGCUGGGCUACAGCCUUCUGGGUAGCCGAGAUCACCUGCACUGCCAGCACGGUGGCUUUCUUCCUGCUGCGGAACAUCCGCACCAAGAUGGGCCACAUUCCCAGGAAGGCUGACUGAGGAGAGGAUGCUCCCAUGACAGCAUGAAUGAUGCUCAUUUUCUGUUUAACUGGCGUAGGAGUGAGUUUACCAAUUGCUGCAACCUAGAUUAAAAAAAUGUCUUGAUUUCUCCUCCACUGUCAUGCGCCCAAGGGCACGAGGUUCCUGCUACUGAUCACUGUUUCCCUCCUGAUGUGAUAAUUCAGCUUGUUUACAUUUGCAAUGAUUUCACAGUACCUCCUCCUCAUAGCACUGUUGGUGAAACGAGUGGGGUGCCCAGCCCCAGCUUCUCUCCACCAAACCCACUCUGGAAUGACAGGCUUCAGGGGCUAUCAAGUUCAGUUUUGUCCUUUCUUUGUCCUGGCCACUAACUGUUGGCUCAAGGCCACUGGCGCCAGCCUUCACUGCAUUGGUUCAGCCCCUCCAGCCACUGUUCUGGUUUGCUUAGGCAAAAGCUCCCAGAGCAGUGAGUGGUGACGACUGGUGGUAGUGAAGUUCAGGAUCUCAUUGCAAGCAGCUCAUCUGCCAUUGGGCCCCAGGGUGGUGUUUUUCUCGGGACAAGGCUGAUACAGAGCUGUGUCGGGUCCCUGGGUAGGAACAGGCCUGUUUCCAGGGAACCCUGGAGUCUUGGGGGGAGCAUUUGGAGAAACUCUUGUUGAUCCGGUCCUGCCUGCCAUGAUCUCUGUUUGUGUUAAUUAAUGUCUCUGGUGUUAAUGAUUGGCCAGGAGGCAGCUACUGCCAGCUUGGUGGUAGUGAGCGCUCUGCACUCCAUCCCAGAGUGCUGACCCAGCAGCAGGAAUUGUCUCAGCUGCUCUGCGGUGGUUUUCCUGGAAACAGCCAUUUCUAGCACUGUCUUGGGUUUUUUCAGUACAAGAUGUCAUUUAGGAUGUUUUGGUCAGAGCUGCAUCUCUGACAGCGGCCUCAGGGCUGUCUCUUGAGUGUCAGCCAUGCAUAGUCAGACCCAGUGCUUGGUGCAAUAAUAUGACUCGGUUUUUUACUGGGAUUUUGUGGCUUAGUGUUUUUUUUUUUUCCCUGGAAGAGGCAGGUUCAGCUCUUGAAGAACCUGCACACAGGUACUUUGCUGACCAGCUUGGUUGCAAGAGUAGGUAGCCAGCCUUAAUUAAAACAAUGAAAGCAAAUUAUAUUUUGUACUUAAUUAUUUGAUCCACUAUCUGUGAAAUAAAAAUGAAACAGUGUCACAAAG
Calypte anna (Anna's hummingbird) is the source of this 2686-nucleotide messenger RNA. RefSeq names its product solute carrier family 37 member 4 (gene SLC37A4). Lineage: Eukaryota; Metazoa; Chordata; Aves; Apodiformes; Trochilidae. The transcript is spliced from 9 exons. Gene Ontology annotation, cellular component: endoplasmic reticulum membrane. Gene Ontology annotation, molecular function: glucose 6-phosphate:phosphate antiporter activity. Bases 148 to 1503 code for a protein of 451 amino acids. The record is from RefSeq and is a predicted model, not a curated record. Gene Ontology annotation, biological process: phosphate ion transmembrane transport; glucose-6-phosphate transport.